This is a messenger RNA of Plasmopara halstedii, 1158 nucleotides long. RefSeq names its product CCT domain. Lineage: Eukaryota; Oomycota; Peronosporomycetes; Peronosporales; Peronosporaceae. The transcript is spliced from 2 exons. The record is from RefSeq and is a predicted model, not a curated record. Gene Ontology annotation, biological process: regulation of flower development. Gene Ontology annotation, molecular function: protein binding. The coding region runs from base 1 to 1158 and encodes 385 amino acids.
AUGGAGGGAUUUUCAAGUCCUAGCGAAGAAAGCAAGUCUACAAUCUGUUUGUCACCGCAGGAAAAACUCGUGAGUGCUGCUGGACAGCGUACUAAGCGCUCGCACUCUGGAAGUGUUUUAGCUACUACUGAAGUCAAGGUAGCGCGCUUAGACGAUAUGCAAAAGAGCGAAUCAGAGCCUUGUUUGGACGGUUGGAUCAGUGAUGAUUAUCUACGUACCAUGGACUUUGACGACCGUUUAAGUCAAGACAUUGACUGGGUGGCACACGACGAAAUGGAUCUAGCGCUGAGUAUGGACACGCUACCACCGGAACACGUCACAACUGAUGACGUCAAUGACUUUAGCUUUGGUCCAUCGUUUCUUCGCGGCAGCUUAACGUUGGAAGAUCCUGCAGAGAUGUCGUCUAUUUUUGAUCCAGUCUACAUCUUUUCAGAGCCAAUUAGCACGAAGGAUGCAGAAACGCUUCUUAUGAGCUUUGACACGAUGAAUUUCAAGAUUCCGUCACCAACAAGUACCACGAGCAAGAAACGCACUAGUAUCUUUUCGAAUAAACACUUGGAGCCAGAGCAGACUGUGUCUUCAAAGACAACAGAGUCAGCAAAUACCUCGAGUGGACCCGAGUCAUCUGCGACUGAAGAGUUGCGUAUGGAACAGACUCACGUAAAUGCAGCCAACAAUUCAGUGACUUCUCUUCUCAGCGUUCUUGACAUUAGAACGCAUACGACUCUUUCGAAUCCGACAGAGAAGAAGAUUGGUUCGUACAGCCCAAAAGCGCGCAAAUUACGUCUUCAGAAAUUCCAUGAAAAGCGCAAAAAUCGCACAUGGAAGAAAAGUAUCAAGUAUGACUGCAGAAAGAAAUUAGCGGACGACCGUCCGCGUAUUAAAGGCCGUUUUGUGCGGGUGCAUGAAAAUGCUAGUGCGGAGACUAACGUAGCAUCUUGUAGUGCUACGCCAUUGGAUUCGAUGGCUGGUUAUGCAUCUCCAAAAUCACCAACAAACUCGAUACUUUCGCCGGCAAUGGUACCUGCAGCGAAGGUUCAAGUGCCUCGAGUAGCCACACCUUUGCUCACUCCGCAGACACCUGCAGCUUCAGUGCCCAAGCCAACGUCUUCUAGUGCAACAUCGUUGAGUUUCGCACGAAUAAUUGCAAGUGUAUGA